AUGAGCAACAAAGAUGAGGCUCUUCGAGCCAAGGAUUUAGCACAAGACUGGAUGAGGAAGUCAGAAUUCGCGACUGCUCGUAGAAUUGCGGUAAAGGCCCAGAAUAUGGAUGGAACCUUGGAGAAUAUUGCUCACAUGAUAAUGGUGUGCGAUGUUCACUGUGCAUCACUGGAGAAAUCUGGGGACGAGACUGAUUGGUACAAGAUUCUUCAAGUCGAGCACAACGCAGACGACAACGCCAUCAAGAAACAGUAUAAGAAGCUUGCUCUUCUUCUACACCCGGACAAAAACAAGCUCCCUGGUGCUGAAUCUGCUUUCAAAACGAUUGGGGAAGCUCAGAGGAUUCUUUUGGACAAAGAGAAGAGGAGGGUUCAUGACAUGAGACGCAAACCCUUUAAAAGGCCUGCACCAGCAUCGUCCUAUCAAAACAAACAACAAGCCCCGGGCACUUCUGCUUACACUCAGACUGUUUUCCAGACAAGCGUCAAUGCGACGAGGAACAGCUUCCCGGCGGCUUCGAGACCUGAAACCCAGCCAAAACCUCAAGCUCAAGCACCGCCUGGUUUUAGUGAAAACCGGAGCUUUUGGACCUCAUGCGCCUUUUGUCAGAUGAAGCAUGAAUAUCUGAGGGAAUAUAUCAACAAACUAAUGCGUUGUCCGAGUUGCAGUAAGCAAUUCAUUGCGAUUCCAUCUGCCUUCCAGGGUCCACCAGCUGAGCCGACCAACGCCUUCCACCAACAGAGCAAGGUUUCUACUCAAAAGGCAGCAGCCAACGGAGUACAGAAGCAGCCGGAGAAUUCUGCCAGAAGAACUUCCCCAAGAAAAGAGGCUUCUAAAGCAAAAAGCUUGGCUACUUCUGCUGAGAACAACAACUAUGGAAAGAGAAAGAGGAAGAAGAUAGUUGUUGAGUCCAGCGGCUCUUCCAGCGCGAGUAGCUGUGAGCGGGAAGAGUUUGCAACUGCUCGGAGGUCAGUCCGUAGCAAGCAGCACGUUUCAUACAAACAGAAUGUGGGUGAUGAUGACAAGAAAAAAGAGGGUGCAGAAACUGCUCAAGAGUCUGAUUUCAGAAAGAAGCCACAUGAGAAUAACCUGUUUGCAGAAAAUGGGAUUAAAAGGAAGGAGAAGGUAAAUGAAGACCAUGUGGGAAGCUCUCGGGACUCAGUUGCAGCGAAGGAAACAAGUUCAGGGAGUGCAUCGGACUCAGAGAUUUCCGAGUGUCCUGAUCCCGAUUUCAACAACUUCGACAAGUUGAGGGAAGAGAGCUGUUUUAAGGCUGGCCAGACAUGGGCAAUGUAUGAUAACAUGGGCAAAAUGCCUCGGUUUUAUGCCAUGAUCAGUAAAGUCAUAAGGAAACCUAGCUUCUUGCUUAAGAUAACAUGGCUAGAGGCUAAACCAGAUGAUGAGAAUGCAAAACAGUGGAUUCGCAGAAAAUUGCCCGUCGCUGUUGGUAAGUACCAAAUAGGCGGAGUUGAGGAUAUCUACACAACUCCAUCGUUCUCUCAUCUGAUCCAUUGCAGAGUAAGAGGCAUGAGAGAUCCUGUCAGUGUAUACCCAAGAAAGGGAGAAACAUGGGCUCUCUUCAAGAACUGGGACAUCAAUCGGUCCGCUGCUCGUCACCAUCAGUAUAACUAUGAGUAUGUUGAAGUCUUGUCAGAAUAUGCGGAAGGAGUUGGAAUAGAGGUUGCGCUCUUGCGCAAAGUAGAAGGCUUUGCAAGCGUCUUUUGUCGAAAUGCAACUGGUGGCAGAUCAGACACAUUUCAGAUUCCGCCUCAUGAGCUGCUCAGAUUCUCCCACGGCAUUCCCUCAGCCAAAUUGACAGGGAAAGAAAGAAACGGUGUUCCUGUUGGUUCUCAUGAGCUCGAUACAGCUGCGUUACCACAGAAGAUUGAAGAAGGAGAAGAAGAUGCUGUCCCUGUCUCACGUGAAGCUCCCAAAGCCCGUCAUCCUUCUCCGCCUACAUCAGAGCCAGACUGUGUCGUCAUUCCUAGUUUCCAGUUCCAUGACUUCAGCGCUGAAAGAUCAGAGGGAAAGUUCGCACAUGGCCAGAUAUGGUCACUGAGCAGUGAAGAGGAUGGCUUGCCCAAGUACUACGCCAAUAUUCAGAAAAUAUCAUGGAAACCAGUAUUUAAAAUGGAGAUAAACCGUCUAGAGCUUGAAUCUCUUCCUGGGAAUGUUACACAGUGGCGGGACAAGAGAAUUCCGGUCAGUUGUGGAAAUUUCACCUUGAAGGAAGGCAGGGGAGAGACACUCACUAAGGUGAUUGGUUUUUCACAUCAGAUAAAGGCACAAGCGGGUACGAGUAAAACCAAGUACACUAUCCUCCCAAGGACGGGUGAGAUUUGGGCAAUGUACAAGAACUGGAGUGAAGGCAUGAAGGUGGGAAGCUUGAGGAAGUGUGAGUACGAGGUUGUUGAAGUUCUUGACGACAGCGAGAGCGACAUCGAGGUUAUGAUGUUGGAACGGGUAGACGGGUUUACUUCGGUCUUCAAGGAACAAGUGGAAGGAGGCGUCAACGUGAAGAAGACGAUCCCCAGGUGUGACCUGCUGAGUUUCUCUCAUUAUGUUCCCGCAUUCAGGCUCACCGGAGAAAGAGAAGGAGUUCUACGAGGCUGUGUUGAGCUCGACUCAUCUGCAUUGUCCCGUAACUUGCGCAGAUCUUAG
Thlaspi arvense is the source of this 2661-nucleotide messenger RNA. The record is from the annotation of a GenBank genome assembly. Lineage: Eukaryota; Viridiplantae; Streptophyta; Magnoliopsida; Brassicales; Brassicaceae.